GGGAAGAUAACAAUGGAAGAAAUCUUUUCCCGAUUAAAACAGCUGACGCCUGAUGAGCUGAGGGAAGAGAUUGUCAAAGCUGGCCUGAAGUGUGGGCCCAUUACCCUGACCACCAGAUCAAUUUUUGAAAAAAGAUUGGCCCAGUCCAUAUUGGAACAGCAGAGAGCACUCGAGGCAACGGCAGCUCCCGUUUUGAACGGUGUUCCUGGAACCGCUGCAGCUGAUGGUAGCCAGCCAGACGUCAAAAAAAGGAACGGUCACCUUGGCUCUCCUGAGGAUGGAGAUUUUGGAUACAGCAUGGGUCUGAACCCUCCUGAGGAGGAAGCCCUGAUGGGUGAGGCUAAUGGCUCUCCCAUUCGUUCCCAGAUUCCCUCCAAAGAGCCUGCGCUAUACUAUGGCGUGUGCCCAGUGUAUGACGACAUUCUGGCCAGAAACGAAAGGGUACAUGUGUAUGAGGAUAAAAAGGAAGCUUUGCAAGCUGUUAAAAUGAUCAAAGGGUCACGGUUUAAAGCUUUCUCAAACAGGGAAGAUGCCGAGAAAUUUGCCAGAGGCAUAUGUGAUUAUUUUCCUUCCCCAAACAAGUCCUCCAUCUCUCUGUCUCCUGUGAAAAUCUGUUCAGUCUUCAAUAGAGAUGGUUUGUGCUCUCCUGAGUUGGAAAGCGUCAGUAAAGAAAGAGCCAACACUUACAAAAGCCCUCGUACCCAGGAUCUUACUGCAAAACUCCGGAAGGCUGUUGAAAAAGGAGAUGAAAGUACUUUCCUAGAACUCAUCUGGAGUAAUCCCCGCUAUCUCAUUGGCUCUGGAGACAAUCCGACCAUUGUGCAGGAGGGGUGUAGAUACAACGUCAUGCAUGUUGUGGCUAAAGAGAAUCAGCCUGGCAUUUGCCGUUUGCUGCUGGACACUCUGGAAAACCCUGAAUUUAUGCGGCUGAUGUAUCCUGAUGAUGACGCAAUCAUGUUGCAGAAGCGCAUCAGUUACAUAGUGGACCUUUAUCUGAAUACGCCGGAUAAAAUAGGUUUUGAUACGCCGCUGCAUUUUGCUUGCAAAUUUGGGAAUCCAGAUGUGGUCAGCAUUCUUGCUUCCCACCCAGGCACUGUAAAGAAUCCAAAAAAUAAAUACGAUCAAACUCCAGCCGAGGUUGUCUGUGAAAGGAGCAAAAACAAAUCGGCAGAUCUGAAAACGAAAAUUAGGGAACACUUGGAAGGCCAGUGUUACGUGCCCCUCUUCAGGGCAGAAGACAAUGCCUCUGCGCCCGUGAUUGGAGCCCCUUGGUCACCGGAUCAAACAGACAGCAGCCCGCUCGCUCCUUUGCCUAGACGUAUUGGCAGCCCCAAAGAUCCCAUGCUGGCCGUGAGGGCUUACGCAGGACCGGUGAGCCCUUCCAAGGCUGAAGAUUUCCGCAGGCUUUGGAAGACUCCCCCUCGAGAGAGGGCGGGAUAUUUUUACCAUCUCAGAAAAUCUGAUCUGGAAAGAGGGGUUGAAAGAGUUGGAAGGGAGUUAGCUCAUGAACUGGGGUUCCCGUGGGUUGAAUACUGGGAAUUUCUGGGCUGUUUUGUUGAUCUGUCUUCCCAGGAGGGGUUAGAACAGCUAGAAGAAUAUCUGAGUCAACGGGACAUGAGCAAUAAUGCUCAGCUAGACACAGGAGAAAAUGAAGCCCACAACAGAUACAAACCUCCACAGUCUUCUGGUAAAAGUAAAAACUGUAAUUCUGUCUCUGUUGGGGCAUUUCUUGAUGAUGACGAUAUGAGUUUGGAAGAAGUAAAAAACAGACAAAACGCUGCCAGAAAUUACAGCCACGUCAUAGCACCUAACGAACCGACUAUCAGCAGCUUUGGAGGCUCGGAGUGCAACAUUCUGUCCAUUGAACAUACCGGGGAUGUAAUGCCAAGGACAAAAACCUCCAGCGGGCCGUCAGAAAAAGGGGAUCCUGUCAGUAAAAAUGGAUUUUGUAGCCCUGCAGCUCGUGAUGAUAGGACAGGAAACCAUCAUAGGAGGCAUCCAAGCCACGAGGAAUGCUUUCAGUCUCCUGUUGCCAAUUUAAUGGAACAAUUUGGUCAAGUUUCUUGUCAGGAUCAGGCCACGGUGAGGGGAUGCUCACCAGGGAAGCCCAGCCAGAGGGCAGCAAAAACCCAGAAAGGCCAAGAGCAGCAGCCUAAAACGCGUUCCUUGCUUUCCAAGGCUGGUGCAACUGCUAGGAAGAACGAGGAUAUCAGAAACAGAACCGAAGGAGAAUCCGCACCAGAGGCAGAGGGGCCCUCUGCGGAAACCGAGCUCGGGGCUGGGGGGAGAGAGCAGCCGGGCGCUUCCGAAUCGCAGCCCGAGACGUCCGUGCCUGGUUUUCUGAAGACGCCACCCUCAAACGGAGAGACCGAGCAGCUGUUCCUUUUAGGGGAUCAGCCGUCAAAAUGGGACAACGACGUGUUAGCCGCGUUGCAUGGGGUGGAGAUCGAUGCCCAAAGGUACCCCGCUGUUUACAAGUGGAACAAGUCUGUGCAGGGAUACCCUUCUUCUGAACGGCAAAGAUGGUCGAGUCCUUCGCUCAAAGGAAUAGCCAAGCCUCAAGCCGCCACCCCGAGCCCAGCAAGAGGUCCGCCAUACCUUCCCCCAGGAAAGAACAGCCCGGGGAAGUACAACGCAGGGGCUGCUGGCUUCUCCCCGGAUUUAGGGAGCCCGGGACGGUACACCCCAGCAUAUGUCAACUACAUUCUUUUGUCCAAAAGGCCACAUUUCUCAGGACUGCCUAACCAUUAGUGUUGAAGUGAAGGAAAUUUUGGAUUCUUGAAACACUGACAGGAUGGUUUCCCCGACCAUUUUUAUUUAUUUAUUCCUGGAAGAGGGGGCUGCUGGCAGAGAAUUAUUUUAAUUCCAUUUACCGGACAGUGUCUUGCGGGUUAGUAAGUCACACCUGAAAAGGAAUCCUAAAUCUAUAGUAUAGUGAUCAUGGAUUGAAGUGGCCUUUUUGGACUCAUUCCCUGAGGUCCAGUCUGCCUGUAAUGCUCCCUCUCGUUGGGAUCCUCUUGGCUGUAGCACCUGUAGCAUAAAGAGAAAUCAGUUGUUGUAACCAGUCUUCCAGUUGGGCUGAGAGAGGAAUAAGUAACUUUUCCCCCAAUGGAUACGGAGUGCAGAUUUGCGACAUCAUCUAAUUAGAAGGAUUGUUAAAAAGCAUAAGGGAACAUGCUGUGGCCUGCGCUGAACCUUUAAGAAAAGCCGAUGAAAGAUAUAAAUAACACAACUGAACUAUUUCUCCCCGUUUGCCCUUCUUUGUUUCUGGUCUCGGGCAGGCUUUGCAGCUCCCCUCAGAAAAGCAGUGAUAAAGCCAUUGCUGGCUUUUCCUUUUAACAGUUAAGUUCAUCAUUGCGCACCGUGGGAGCAAAUAGCCUUGAUGUUAACUCUGUGUUUGGUGAAACUGCUAGAACAGAUAACAGCUUUCCCACUGCUACUUUAAAUCCCAGGCCAUUCAAUGACCACUAAUUUCUGAGUUUCCAACAUUUUAGAAUAAACCUGCCCAAGCCCACAUUCCUAAUGUUUAUAUUCACCGCAAGCCAUUUCCUAGUAGCCGAGUUCCCUACUGCAAAUGUCUGUCCUUGUGGAAUUGGAGAUAACCUCUGUAGAAGGGAAGGAAAACAGAUACAUGCAAAAUGGGAGAUUCUGUUAAUCGUAGGGAUUAAAGAGAAUGGUGGGGAGGGGUUAUUUACUGCACACUAGCUUGAAAUAAUCACAGCAUUAGGAAUGGUACCAGUGGUUUCCUUACCCAUGCGCAACCAACAUUUUAUAUACUACUUGAUGUUUUUGGUACUAAAACUUCAGAACUGCACUCAAGACUCUUCCAGUUUUAUUAGUGCCUUUUGUAACUUUUAUGUUUGGUAUUCCAGUCUUGCUAUUAAAUUAGUAACAUUCCCAUAUAUAUAUUAAACAUAUUUUAGCUUUCUGCUUUUGGAGUUUUUAAAGGUAUCAUUUACAGUUUAAAAGAUUCCAAGAGGUACUGUAACCAUCUAUUUUAUAUAUGUAAUAUAAGUGUCUUAUGCAUAAAUAACAAAUAUUCCCAGUUAAAGCCAAGCCUAUUACAAAUUAAUGUGAGGAUCAUUUGGAUAGAAACACAACCAGCUUUGGGGGCAGCUCCCUUGAGUCACCUUGCGUUUGCUAUCUGUAUCAUUCUCCAGAAAGUAUAAAAUCUGUCCAGGUUGUGCUGAUGCCUCAAAGCUACUUUUCCAUAGGCCCUAAGGACUGUGGUGGGGUUGCGGUAUUAGGGGGGAAAAAUGGAAUGCACCAGAGUUCUGUAGUGCAAUGUUGAGAUAAAGUCAGUUUCUAGAAAUCCUUUAGUGUACUAUGGUUUCUGAAAUUCAGCCUUCAUGUUCAAGGUGCUCUACGCGCAUUACACCUUGUGUACUUAAUGGUACAGAGCCAGAUAGGGCUAUUCUAAGCAGUCACCGGUCUUGUGUAAAGCUUACUCUGCAGUACAAAGGAAAGCAUUCCUGCUUAGCCACUGCAAAGUGUUAAAACCAUAAGCAACUGACCGGUUUCCUUUGCUUUGUUAAUACUUUUUUACUUAAGGGCGUUUCUGGAGCACAAGCGUUAACACUUUUGUUGAGAUGUUUGAAGAAAAGUCAAAGAAUUGGUGUGGAAAAUACUGUCUAAAACGGACUUGUGUAUUUUUAUUUUUGGGGGUCAAUGUCUUAAUGUGAAUUUUAAACAAGCUUAUUAAAUUUGUUUAUUUAAA
Candoia aspera is the source of this 4717-nucleotide messenger RNA. RefSeq names its product ankyrin repeat and LEM domain containing 2 (gene ANKLE2). Lineage: Eukaryota; Metazoa; Chordata; Lepidosauria; Squamata; Candoiidae. The transcript is spliced from 12 exons. Bases 13 to 2751 code for a protein of 912 amino acids. Gene Ontology annotation, biological process: negative regulation of phosphorylation. The record is from RefSeq and is a predicted model, not a curated record. Gene Ontology annotation, molecular function: protein phosphatase 2A binding. Gene Ontology annotation, cellular component: endoplasmic reticulum.